Molecule: messenger RNA, 903 nt
Organism: Saccharomycopsis crataegensis
Lineage: Eukaryota; Fungi; Ascomycota; Saccharomycetes; Ascoideales; Saccharomycopsidaceae
Gene: KTI12
Product: Kti12p
Exons: 1
Coding region: 1-903 (300 amino acids)
Biological process (GO): tRNA wobble uridine modification
Source: RefSeq, a predicted model, not a curated record
AUGCCUUUGGUGAUAGUAACAGGUCUCCCUUCUUCUGGGAAGACCACGGCAAUCAAAAAAAUUAUCACUUCCCUCGAACAGAAAAUAUCUGAAGCACAAGCCAAUAAGAAGCCAGGAGGAAAUUUAAAGAUUAUUUUACAUGCAGACGAGUCAUUGGGGAUCCAGCAUGAUGAUUACCGGGAGUCAAGGACCGAGAAAUCGUCAAGAGGUAACCAGAUGACCGCAGUGAAAAGAGAUCUUUCCAGGAACAAUAUUGUGAUAUUGGACAGUUUAUGCUACAUUAAAGGGUUCCGGUACCAAUUAUUUUGUGAGGCCAAAAGUUUGUCCACCACCAACUGUACGAUCCAGAUGAUGGCUCCCCUUGAAGUUUGUCUCGAAAGAAACGCCAGUCGUGAUGACGGACUUCAGUGGGAUCCUGAAUUAAUCAAACAAUUGGAAAUGCGGUAUGAAGAACCAGAUAGUAGAAACCGAUGGGACUCGCCGUUGAUCGGAAUCAUCUACAACGAGGACGAGCUUCAUAUUGACGACAUCUGGAAAGCGUUGGUGUAUCCUGCCAAAAAGUUGAAGCCGAAUAACGCCACGAUUUCCAAGCAGGCAAAUACCGGGAAUUUCUUACAAGAGUUGGACAGAGCUACCCAAGAAGUUGUCAAUCGGGUGGUGGAGUAUCAGCAAGGGGGGCUAGGCACUGCUGGGGGUUCAGUGGUAAUCCAGAAGGGCGAUGUAGAUCAAGGGAUCAGCGAUAUUACCGUUGAAUUGCCGUUGAAGACGGUGUCGACGGCGCAAUUGCAACGGAUCAGAAGAACUUACAUCAGUUUGAACAGGGUACGCGCCGUGGAUACCAACAGGAUUGCCCCGCUAUUUGUUGAGUACUUGAAUACCAGCUUAGAUAACGAUGACGUGUGA